This is a messenger RNA of Selaginella moellendorffii, 2163 nucleotides long. Its product is annotated as AP-3 complex subunit mu. The record is from RefSeq and is a predicted model, not a curated record. The transcript has 11 exons. Lineage: Eukaryota; Viridiplantae; Streptophyta; Lycopodiopsida; Selaginellales; Selaginellaceae. The coding region runs from base 43 to 1290 and encodes 415 amino acids. Gene Ontology annotation, cellular component: cytoplasmic vesicle; clathrin adaptor complex. Gene Ontology annotation, biological process: intracellular protein transport; endocytosis.
AGCUCGUCCAUUUUAUUUCGCAAAGUUAGGGUUCUAGCAGCGAUGAUUCAGUGCUUGUUCCUCCUCUCCGAUGCCGGUGACGUGAUUCUUGAGAAGCAAUGGAUGGGAAAGCGCGUGGAGCGAUCCAUUUGCAGCUGGUUCUGGCGGCAGCGAUCAGAGAUGGAAGAUCAGGAUCCUCCCUCCGUUAUCGCGUCUCCGACGCAUUACCUUCUACACAUUGUCCGGGAGGGCGUGACGUUUCUGGCAUGCACAGCGAGUGAGAUGCCUCCUCUUCUGGGAAUCGAGUUUCUGUGCAAGGUUGCAAGUGUUCUAGAAAACUAUCUAGGAGGAUUGAAUGAAGAUAUUCUCAAGGACAAUUUCGUGAUCGUAUACGAGAUUCUCGACGAAAUGAUGGACAGCGGAUUUCCUUCCACGACUGAGCCGAGUGUGUUAAAAGAGAUUAUUGCUCCUCCGAAUUUGGUCAGUAGAGUUCUCAGUGUUGUCACCGGGACUUCGUCAAGUUUGAACGCUGCUUCUCCUCUGGCAACUUCAUCGCAAGUUUCUUGGAGGGCUAGUAACGUGAAGCACUCGAACAACGAGAUUUACUUUGACUUGGUCGAGGAGAUGGAUGCAGUUUUUAACAGGGAUGGUUUCGUCGUAAAAUGUGAGGCUUAUGGAGAAAUCCAAGCGACCUCGAGAUUGUCCGGGAUGCCUGAACUCUCGCUGACGUUUGCAAAUGCCGACAUUCUACACGACGUAAACUUUCACCCCUGUGUGCGAUACCGAGCAUGGGAAGCGGACCAAAUGUUAUCGUUCAUUCCUCCAGAUGGUGCAUUUAAACUCAUGAGCUACAGAGUGAAGGGCUUAAAAAAUCCUCCCCUGUUCGUUCGUCCUCAAUUGAGCUCUGGCGAAGGAAUUUGUCGUGUAAAUGUUCUAGUGGGGCUUCGAGGCGAUCCUGGGAAACCCGUGGAUGCUAUUAUCGUUCAACUACCUUGGCCUCCGUCUGUGGUGUCCACAAACCUGAGUCCUAGUGUUGGAACAGUUACGUACAGCUUUUCUACAAAGGUAUCAACGUGGAUCAUAGGACGUAUUCCAAAGGACAAGUCUCCUUGCUUAAGUGGCACUUUGCAGCUGGAACCAGGGAUCAAUCGCUUAGAAGAGUUUCCAACUUUCCUGGUUGGUUUUAAGAUCCAGGGAACGGCCGUGUCCGGUCUGAAAGUAGACAAGAUGGACAUUAGAAACGUGGAAUACCGACCUUACAAGGGAUUUCGUGCAGUAACAAGAGCCGCCAGCUACGAAAUACGAACGUGAAAUACUUAAAAGGCGCGACGAUGUGAACGGUAGAGGACGCUGUUUCUUUUGUGAUUAAAACUUUUUCCGGGCUUCUGGGGCUCAUGCCAAGAAGACGGACGCCCACACACUAGCCGCAUGCACGGCCUCCAGGACACUCGAGAAAAGUUUCCAUCUCUCCGGCUGCUUCACCGCUCUCUCCCCUUACCAGCGGCAGCGGUGGUAAUGGUAAUGGUCCUCCCGAUCCUCUCAAGGGCGGUCCUUUACCUCCACAUCUUCGUGGAGAAAAAGUUGCUGCGAAUGAUCAACUUCGCCUGGAAAGUGUUCGUGCCGUGGAAGACGAGAGGCUUUCGGCUAUGGAUUCUCUGCAAGUCACCAGCAUUCUAGCGCCAUCGCAAGCUCCGGAAUCGUCAGCUCAGUCGACACCUCCGGCUCCAGGGACCAUUGACGGCUCACCACCUUCGCACACUCCAAGAAUUACCAUCAGGGGCCGAGUCACUUGCGAGCGUUGCUCCACCAAGCACAAGACCAAGACCCAUGGUCUCUCUGGUGUUUCCGUGGAGCUAUCAUGCCCGCAAGCAAACUUAACGAUGGUAACCCAGCACCAUGGCCAGUUCUCGAUGGGGUUCCACCACUUGGAACCACUGGGCUUCCCGGGUAGCUGCGCCGUGUCCGUCAUUACGUCAUCGCUGCCAUCCACGUGUAACGUUCCCGUUGGCUCCGCCACCAAUUCUUUCACACCGACACUGCAUUCCACCUCGAGCAAGGAGACCGCGUACGUGGUACCAGCGUUUGAGUUUACCAACGGGGACAAUUGCAAGUAAAAGUAAACCACCAAUCGUGGUUAAAGUAAAUAAAUGGGUGAAAUAAAAAUUCACGUUUUCUUCGUGGCCA